AUGGCUAUGGCCGUCGACAACCGUCAACAAACCCAGCUCGCUGGCAUGGGUUACGAUACUUUGCGUUACCCAGCUGCACCACACUUCACCAACCCAUGGGUGUCGGCUCCUGGUGCUACACAGCAACUGUACUCAACAUCCCUCACACCUGCCUCGGCCGGACUUGAGCAGUCUCAGCCUCGCCCUACCAGCAUUGCGAUUCCUUACCACGGCAUCCCAGUAACGGCCGCUCCUCUCGGACAAGGUAUUGCCCUCCCGGAAGGUCCAUUUGCGACAGAAGACUUACUAGAUGUGUCGCAAGAUCUCAUGUCAAGGAGCUACACAGGCGGAUACGCUACAUCUGCUUCUCCAAACAACCAAACGUAUGCACCCACUUCGGCUCCUUAUUCUCAGGUGGAAUAUGGCACACAAGAUCGGGUUCCCUACACAUAUCAGGAUGCUGCGCGUCGCUCCUCACACCCGUCAGUCCCCUCAUUAGCGCUCUAUGAAUAUUCCAUGGAUUCCCAGCGACAGCGCCAAAGUUCACUAGUUGACUUUAGCAGAAUGAAUGCGCCACAACAAGCUCCCCGCAACAGCUUCAGCGAUGCGCUCGACGCUAGCCGCGGCAUGGUGUCAUUGAGCCAGUCUGAUAUCACACCAAGGAAUAUCUACGGCACUCAGGGGUCCAACCGCAGCUCGACCGACUCGUACGGCUUCCCCUCGACACACUCUGCGCAUUCGUCGAUUUCGUCAGCCAGCUACGGUGCCAAUGGUUACUAUGGCGGCGAGGGAUCUGUUACCGACUACAGCUCUGCCUCGGAAUCUGUUGACCUCACCAACUCGAGGACAUUGCCCCGCCCUAGCGCCCUUUUGGGUGCCUCCAUGCCUCCUGCGCCGCAGUCGAUGAUGGGCCAGUUCAGUUCAAAAGUCUCGUCGAGCUCGCAAAAGAAGCAUAAGUGCAAGAUUUGCGAUAAGCGCUUCACUCGCCCUAGCUCGCUACAGACACACAUGUACAGCCACACUGGCGAGAAGCCAUUCGCAUGCGAAGUGGAAGGCUGCGGUCGUCAUUUCUCUGUUGUGUCAAACCUCAGGAGGCAUCGUAAGGUACACAAGAACGACGGUGCCCAGGAUCAUCCAUCGCCAGACGCGUGA
Didymella exigua CBS 183.55 is the source of this 1131-nucleotide messenger RNA. RefSeq names its product C2H2 finger domain-containing protein FlbC. NCBI's taxonomy places the organism in Eukaryota, Fungi, Ascomycota, Dothideomycetes, Pleosporales, Didymellaceae. The record is from RefSeq and is a predicted model, not a curated record. The transcript is spliced from 2 exons. Gene Ontology annotation, molecular function: DNA-binding transcription factor activity, RNA polymerase II-specific; RNA polymerase II cis-regulatory region sequence-specific DNA binding. Gene Ontology annotation, biological process: regulation of transcription by RNA polymerase II. Gene Ontology annotation, cellular component: nucleus. Bases 1 to 1131 code for a protein of 376 amino acids.